AUGGGCUCGAAGAAAAACGUUUUCACGGCAACUCAAGAGGCCAGCGAAGUAAAUGAGGCAGAUUCUACUGAGCCCAAACUGGCAUGGUGCAAAAGAUUAGUGAAAGCGAUUCAAGUCAAUACCGGUGAAGCUCGAGAAUUGACCCCUCUGCAGCGCUAUCUUUACAAUUACGACUUGAGGCCCGUCGAGGAAGAACGACGACUGUGGUCUUGGUAUAACUUUGUUUUCUUCUGGGUUGCAGACUCCUUCAACGUCAACACCUGGCAAAUUGCAGCUACCGGCGUCGUUGCCGGAAUGACUUGGUGGCAGACUUGGCUUUCUGUUUGGCUCGGCUAUUUCAUCACUGGCUGCUUCGUCUCUCUUUCUGCUCGCCCGGGGAUAUUUAACCACCUCUGUUUUCCAGUAUUCAUCAGACAAUCCUUUGGGAUCUUUGGGUCACUCUGGCCAAUUUUGAAUCGUGUGGUGAUGUCGUGUGUAUGGUAUUCAGUUCAAGCGUGGAUCGGGGGCCAAUGUGUCCGAGUUAUGCUCGAGGCGAUUUUUGGCACGGAUCUCAACGAAAGAAUAGGAGGAACCAUACCAGGCCAGAACACAGAUAGCUUGGGUAUGCUUAGUUUUUUCUUGUUUUGGUUCUUUUCACUGCCAUUCCUUUGGUUUCCACCCCACAAAGUUCGUCACCUGUUUACCUUCAAGUCCUACGUUAUUCCCUUCGCAGGCUUCGGAUUCAUGAUUUGGGCAUUAGUUAGAGCACACGGAGCUGGACCAGUCAUGAAUGAAAAAUCUAAUCUGAAAGGAAGCAAGCUUGCUUGGGCCUUCGUCUCGUCCACCAUGAAUGCCUUAGCCAAUUUCGCAAACCUCAUCCUUAAUGCACCUGAUUUUUCAAGGUUUGCCGACAAACCUUCGAAAGCUAUUAAAUACUGGGUCUACAUUGGCUCGGUGCCUAUCUGUUUCUCUAUCACCUGCCUUAUUGGUAUCCUGGUGAGCUCAGCUUCAAAGGCCAUGUAUGGAGAAGCUCUGUGGAGUCCCUUAGAAGUUCUUGAAAAAUUCUUGGAAACGUCAUUUACAUCAGGGACUCGAGCAGGUGCUUUUUUGAUUGGUCUCGCUUUCGCAUUGGCGCAAUUAGGUACCAACAUCUCGGCCAACUCACUAUCUUUUGGAACUGACGUUACGGCCAUGCUGCCUAAUUUUGUGAAUAUCCGGCGUGGCAGUUUUAUUUGCGCCGCAAUUGCUUAUUGUAUUUGCCCAUGGCAGCUGAUGAGCUCGUCUUCUAAGUUUACUACAGUUUUAUCGGCAUAUUCUGUGUUCCUCUCGUCGAUCAUUGGUGUAGUGGCAUGCGACUAUUAUAUUAUUAGGCGUGGCUAUGUCAAUCUUCACCACCUUUAUACUCUGGAGUUCAAAGAAGCCGAUAACACAGUUACAACUUCCUACUACAAAUACUUUUAUGGCGUAAACUGGAGGGCUUUCGUUGCAUACCUGCUGGGUAUGGUUCCAAAUAUGCCCGGAUUUGUGGGCGCUACAGGGCUCGUAGUGCCAGAUGGUGCUACUAAGAUCUAUAUUCUUAGUUUCCCUGUUGGAUUUCUUGUCGCUGGUUCGGUGUACUACAUUCUGACUGCCUGGGUGAGUCCGUUGAAAGUUGGACUGUCUCCAGAAGUCAAUCUCCAUGCAUUCCCUCACAAGCAGCCAUGGUUAGAAGAGUGGAAAGACGUUGAAGACUUUGAGGCAGAGCUGCUUGAUGAUGCGCCAGAACUUCUCUUUGCUGUCAGAUCUGCAGAGUCUCAAGCGCUGAAAAAGUCUCAAAAAGACUUGAGUGAGCUCAUUACUCCAAUUACCAGCUUUGGGAUCAAGAACUAG
Messenger RNA from Wickerhamiella sorbophila, 1848 nucleotides. RefSeq names its product Uracil permease. The record is from RefSeq and is a predicted model, not a curated record. Gene Ontology annotation, molecular function: nucleobase transmembrane transporter activity. NCBI's taxonomy places the organism in Eukaryota, Fungi, Ascomycota, Dipodascomycetes, Dipodascales, Trichomonascaceae. Gene Ontology annotation, biological process: nucleobase transport; transmembrane transport. Bases 1 to 1848 code for a protein of 615 amino acids. Gene Ontology annotation, cellular component: plasma membrane. The transcript has a single exon.